AUGACAGAAGCCUAUUUUACCCGAUUAUUCGCAACAAAAGCCUCUGACAAGACGCACGCGCACGUCUUCCGAGCCGACAUCCCCUCGAAAAUCCUCCACGCUCUCGACAACCCGACCGAAGACAUGGACAAUCUUGUCUGGCCAGCGAUCCAGCACAUCCAGGUCCCCUUCGAACCGCAUGCGACCUUCUCAGAGCGAGUCGCAGGACAAUUGCUCGCUGGUCUUAAGACACGGGCGCCGGAGGAGACACCACGAGGAGAGAAGGAAGGGCGAUAA
Molecule: messenger RNA, 276 nt
Organism: Fusarium proliferatum ET1
Lineage: Eukaryota; Fungi; Ascomycota; Sordariomycetes; Hypocreales; Nectriaceae
Exons: 2
Coding region: 1-276 (91 amino acids)
Source: RefSeq, a predicted model, not a curated record